AUGUCUGCAAACCUUGGUAAACGCUGGGGUCAGCUCACUGCUAUGGCAUUUAUAGGCUCUGAUGGAGAGUGGUUGAUCUUCGGCACUGGCCGGGGUCUUCUCUACCAUGAAAUCUUCGCUGUUCUGGGUGCCUCUGCCUCCACGAUCCUGUUGCUGGUGUUCUACAACACAAUGCAGAAGCUUGCGAUGACCAGCCACUUUGUGGUGAAAUCCGAACUUAUCGCAUUGAAUUACAAGAUUUCAAGGCUACCUUCCGUCAGAAUGGUCACGGAACAACGCCGCGAUUAUUCCCCGCUCAUUGGCGCUUGUUAA
Messenger RNA from Desarmillaria tabescens, 312 nucleotides. RefSeq lists its product as uncharacterized. The transcript has 3 exons. NCBI's taxonomy places the organism in Eukaryota, Fungi, Basidiomycota, Agaricomycetes, Agaricales, Physalacriaceae. The coding region runs from base 1 to 312 and encodes 103 amino acids. The record is from RefSeq and is a predicted model, not a curated record.